AUGCCCACCGACAAAUACUUCGCCCAAGCGCCCCCCUUCCCCACCUCCCCCGACUUCCCCAUCGUUUCGCUCCCCACCAUCUCCCUCGCUAAACUCAAGGCCCACGACCCCACCGAAUCCACUCAAUUGUUCCGUGCAUCCCGCGAAUGGGGGUUUUUCAUGUUGGAUCUCCGCGCCGACGAGCAAGGCGCCAGCCUGCUCCACCAGGCCGAGAAAAUGUUCGAUCUGGACGCGGAGCUGUUUUCACUGGACCAGGCCACGCUGGAUGAAUAUGCGUAUGAUGCGCCGCGGGAUUUGACUGGAUACAAAAAAGCCGGUCUCCUAAGAACCGACACGGGCGGCUACGACCACAUGCACCUCUACAGCAUCAACCAAGACGACAUGCUGGGCAACCGGGCCGCACGCACCAAUGCGCCGCCCAUCGAGGCCCACCGCGGCGACCUGCAAGCCUUCAUCCGGGAGUCGUCGGCCGCGCUGGCGGUGAUCCUCGCGACCCUCGAUCGGGAGCUCGGGCUGGAGGCUGGCACGCUGGCGAAGCUGAGUCCGCUGGACGAGGAGAGUGAGACCUCGGUGCGGUUGCUGUGGAGUCCGCCCGCACCGGCCGUGGCCACCACCCCACCCCCCGCGGCGGAGACCCAGCGGGUGAUCACGCUGGGCGGACACACGGAUAUCGGGACGUUGACGCUAUUGUUCCACGUCCUCGGGGGGUUGCAGAUCCUGCCUGCCGGGGUGGAGAAUACCGCCCAACAGUGGCGGUAUGUGCGGCCGGUGCCCGGGUGUGCGCUGGUCAAUCUGGGGGAUACCCUCGUGGAGUGGACGGGGGAGUUGCUGCGGAGUUCCCUGCAUCGGGUGGUGACCGCCCCGGGGGAGCAGGCGACGGUCGCCCGGCGCAGUGUGGCGUAUCUGGUGCGGCCGUCGAAGAAGGCAAGUAUGCGGCGAUUGCAGGGGGGGAAGAUCCCCGCGGUGGCGGAGGGAGAGGAGGAGGAGACGCGGCCGGUGAACGAGUGGGCGGCGUGGAGGUCGAAGCAGAUCAUGUUGGGGACGUUGAAGCCGCAGACGCGGGGGGGUGCGCGGGCGGUUGUGGUGUGA
This is a messenger RNA of Aspergillus saccharolyticus JOP 1030-1, 1089 nucleotides long. Its product is annotated as putative oxidoreductase. The coding region runs from base 1 to 1089 and encodes 362 amino acids. Gene Ontology annotation, molecular function: dioxygenase activity. The transcript is spliced from 2 exons. NCBI's taxonomy places the organism in Eukaryota, Fungi, Ascomycota, Eurotiomycetes, Eurotiales, Aspergillaceae. The record is from RefSeq and is a predicted model, not a curated record.